This is a messenger RNA of Gasterosteus aculeatus aculeatus (three-spined stickleback), 2139 nucleotides long. Its product is annotated as ras-related protein Rab-35. NCBI's taxonomy places the organism in Eukaryota, Metazoa, Chordata, Actinopteri, Perciformes, Gasterosteidae. Gene Ontology annotation, molecular function: GTPase activity; GTP binding. The record is from RefSeq and is a predicted model, not a curated record.
UCUACGCUUCACGGGAACUCGGUGCCCCCGGUUAGAGGGGAGGAGGGUCCCUCAAAGCGCCUUUACUAUGAAACGUCUGGUGCCAGCGAUACGGGAUUUUCCCAUAGCACUUGAACGCGGCCUCGUGCUGUGAGGCAGGUGUGGUCGGCGGGGAGACGUUCCGCCCGGAGACACAUCAGCGGACUCUACCGGACGAGGACGACGUGUCGCCGGGGACAGGAAGACACCAACGAGUGAGACCAGGCCGCCAGAGGUGUGGUUGACCUUCGACCCCAGACAAGCUCAGAGGAACCUCGCCACGGAUCCGCUUCUCUUUUUAAAAAAACAUUAUUUUUUAAUCAAGCAACAGCCACAAAGUGCCCUCAAGGUGAGGCCUUCAGACAUCUGAGAAGACAUCCAGGAGAUUGAUGAGUUUCCCCGGUUGGAGCCCCGUCCCCUGCAGAGCGUCGUUGGGUGGAACUGAAACUAAGGUGGAACCACGCAGUUCUUUUUAGAACCAUGAACGCCCCCAGAACAAAAACACCGUGCACAAUUUAAAGUGAACAUCCUCGCCAUGUUUGUGAUGCUCUGAGACGCUCUGAGGUCGUAGCUCCUCAGAAACCAGGACCAUCGCCUCCUGCUGAGAGACGAGUGCACCUGCAGACCCAGAGAGCCCCCAGAUGGCCGGCAAGGACUACAACCACCUCUUCAAGCUGCUCAUCAUCGGAGACUCCAAUGUGGGGAAGAGCAGCCUCCUGCUCCGCUUCGCCGACAGCUCCUUCUCCGGAAGCUACAUCACCACAAUCGGAGUGGACUUUAAGAUCCGGACCGUGGACAUCGACGGGGAGCGAGUCAAGCUGCAGAUCUGGGACACAGCGGGACAGGAGAGGUUCAGAACCAUCACGUCCACGUACUACAGGAACACGCAUGGCGUCAUCAUCGUCUAUGACGUCACUAAUCCCGAGUCCUUUGUCAACGUGAAGAGAUGGUUAAACGAGAUCUCCCAGAACUGUGACAACGUCUGCAAGAUCCUGGUGGGAAACAAGGACGACGACCCCUCCAGGAAGCAGGUGGAUACCCAGGAUGCAUUGCGCUUUGGGGAGUCGACGGGGGUCCGUGUGUUUGAGACCAGCGCCAAAGAGAACAUAAACGUGGAAGAGAUGUUCAUGGCCUUCACCCACAUGGUGCUCUGGGCCAAGAAGCAGAGCCAGAACCGAGCGGAGAGGGAGCGAGAGCGCGAGAAGGACACGGUCAACAUCAACGCCCACAGGGACCGCGACCGCCGGAAGAGAGGCAGGAAGUGUUGCUGAGGGGGGGCGGGGCCUCAGUCAGGAGACGAGGUCCAGACCCCCCAGGACCCGGGUCCCUCAGCACCGAUGAGUUAGAGGAGCAUGCCGAUGAGGUUUGAUCUCACUAACUAAAGGUCACACGGCAGAGAGCAAAGGUCACGAGGUCGUGUCUGCUAAUAACGGGAAAGAUCAUAAAAGACGAUUCUCCUGGAGAAAGAUUCUACGCGUUCUGACACUUCGUCGGGCGUAGCUUUCAUUUGAAGGAGUUUGUGACCGUUGACCCCAACAUUCUAAGCGUGAUGAAUUAUUAAAGUUUGUUCUAACGACUAACAUCGGCUAGCCACGUUGCCGUGGUGACGUCGCUAGAUGUUAAGGUCUUGGUGCAAAACCCAACGACAUCCUGGUUGAAUCAUUUCAAGUUACUGUGACGUGGACGUUCAUGCUCUCCAGAGGAUGGACCCGCAUCUCUUUGGUGACGCUUCAUCGCUGGCAUUGAAUUCAACUUUCCACUUGAGCAACAAAUCUCAAGUUGUUGUGAAGCUGUCGCUCGCCAGAGGAGGAACCGGACGCUCCCCAGAGGAGGAACCCAGUGACCGUUCCUUUGGGAUAAAACUGGAAGUCUGAGCAGACAAAACUGACUUUUGAUUUAAAGGUAUAGUGGUGAAGUUGAUCAGAUUGGUAAACGUGUGGCUGAGGGGGAGGAGCCUCUGGUACAACCUUUGACCUUGAGAACCUCUGUCUCAACACAGUAAAAUAAUUUGACCACUGAAGGGGAACCUGGACACAAUAACUGUGUGUGUACUGUUAUGUGCUUCUUUACUGUCAUUGUUUUAAAUAGCUACGCCCAAAUAAAGCAAUAAAUCCAGAGUAA